AUGCCAGACUCUCCCGGGGAGCUUGGUGGCCAGACUGUCGUCAGCAAGCCUGUGCCCGGCUAUCGGAGUAUCGACACCGUCACUACCGUCGGGAACUUUAAGGAUACAGCUGUCUGGCAGAAAGAAUGCACCAUCAAACUUCCUGGCUCGGAUUGUGAAAAAGAAGGAAUGUUUGCCGAACCAGAGAUGCAGAGCCUACACAUCCAGCCUAAUAAUAAUAGUUUGACUAUGUCUAGUCGAUGGACCGCUAAGCCUAAAAGGGUCCUAAAUAGAAAGAAACCGAUGCCGAUAGAGAUCGCCGCUGAUCCCUCGGUGCGGAGGUCGGAGUCGCUACGCUCUCGCUUGAUUUUCCAUACUGCCGACUCGAGAGCGUCAUCUGACUCUCAAGCACUAAACUCGGUGCUUCGUUUAGGACCAGCUGAAAGUCAUCAACCACCAAGUCGAUUGCUGGAUGGGUGGGUUGAAUGCCUGGGAGAGGUGGUCCCUAAACCGAUUGUCUCCAGCAAUCGGCCUGUGAGAGGGGCGAAUCAAACAGUCCAUGGUAAAGAUAAAAAUCCUUGA
Messenger RNA from Puccinia graminis f. sp. tritici CRL 75-36-700-3, 561 nucleotides. RefSeq lists its product as uncharacterized. The transcript is spliced from 3 exons. The record is from RefSeq and is a predicted model, not a curated record. Bases 1 to 561 code for a protein of 186 amino acids. Lineage: Eukaryota; Fungi; Basidiomycota; Pucciniomycetes; Pucciniales; Pucciniaceae.